Messenger RNA from Mycotypha africana, 1620 nucleotides. Its product is annotated as P-loop containing nucleoside triphosphate hydrolase protein. Gene Ontology annotation, molecular function: translation release factor activity; GTP binding; GTPase activity. The coding region runs from base 1 to 1620 and encodes 539 amino acids. Gene Ontology annotation, biological process: nuclear-transcribed mRNA catabolic process, deadenylation-dependent decay; translational termination; translation. Lineage: Eukaryota; Fungi; Mucoromycota; Mucoromycetes; Mucorales; Mycotyphaceae. The record is from RefSeq and is a predicted model, not a curated record. Gene Ontology annotation, cellular component: translation release factor complex. The transcript is spliced from 5 exons.
AUGGGAGUUUUGAAUACAGCUCCUUGCCCUUUCGAUCAAAUAGUUUGUAGACAUAUAACUGACUUGCUUUUUUUUUACAUUUUCUGCUCACUUGAUUGCUCUUCAACAGUAGCUGCUUCUGCCGAACAAGCUUCCAAGCCAAAGGUUGAUGCACCUAAAGCAGAAGCACCUAAAGUUGAAUCAGCUAAACCUGCUGCUGCUCCUGCUGCUGCUGCUGCUCCUGCUGCUUCUUCUGUUAAGAAGGCUGAAGUUUCAGUAGAAGAUGAUGUCGAAGAACUCGACGAUGAAAUUACUCAAGAUUUAUUCGGCAAAGAACAUCUCAACGUUGUUUUCAUGGGCCACGUCGAUGCUGGUAAGUCAACCAUGGGUGGUAAUAUCCUUUACUUGACUGGUAUGGUUGAUAAGCGUACCUUGGAAAAGUAUGAAAGAGAAGCCAAAGAAGCUGGUAGAGAAUCAUGGUAUCUCUCCUGGGCUUUAGAUACCAACACUGAAGAAAGAGCUAAGGGUAAAACUGUUGAAACUGGUAGAGCUUAUUUUGAGACUGACAAGCGUCGUUAUACCAUUUUGGACGCUCCUGGUCACAAGAACUUUGUUCCCAGUAUGAUUCAAGGUGCUUCUCAAGCCGAUAUUGGUGUACUUGUCAUUUCUGCCCGUAAGGGUGAAUUUGAAACUGGUUACGAACGUGGUGGCCAGACCCGUGAACAUGCCAUGUUGGCCAAGACCUCGGGUAUCAAUAAAUUAAUUGUUGCUAUCAACAAGAUGGAUGAUCCUACUGUGCAAUGGGAUAAGGCUAGAUACGACGAAAUUCUUGAAAAAUUGACUCCCUUCUUGAAAUCUAUCGGUUAUAAUCCCAAGACAGAUGUCCAUUUUAUGCCUCUGUCUGGUUUUACCGGUGCUAACAUUAAGGAGCGCGAUACCAAGAAUUGCCCUUUCUAUGAUGGUCCUUCUCUUCUCGAAUACCUUGACGCUUUCAAAACCAGCGAUAGAAAGUUGAAUGAUCCUUUAAUGAUGCCUAUUUCCGAAAAGUACAAGGAUAUGGGUACUAUCGUUGUUGGUAAAAUUGAAGCUGGUCAUAUCAAGAAGGGUCAAUCUGUCUACAUCAUGCCCAACAAGCAAAUUGCUGAAAUCACAGCCAUUUACGAUGAGACUGAAGAGGAAAUUGAAUAUGCCGGUAGUGGUGAUAACAUCAGAAUGCGUUUGAAGGGUGUGGAAGAAGAUGAAAUCAUGCCUGGUUUUGUUAUCUGUAGUAAAAAAGCACCUGUCAGGACAACCACCAUGUUCGAAGCUGAAUUAGCUAUUUUGGAUCAUAAGAAUAUUAUCUGUGCUGGUUAUACUGCUGUUUUGCAUAUUCACGCUGCUGCUGAAGAAGUUAACCUUAACGCUCUUCUCCACUCUAUUGAUAAAAAGACCCGUAAGAGAACAAAGAGAGCUCCUCAAUUCCUCAAACAAGGUCAAAAGGCUAUCGUUCGUAUUGAAACAGCUGGACCUAUCUGUAUCGAAACUUUCGCCAAGCUUCCUCAAUUGGGUCGCUUCACUCUUCGUGAUGAAGGAAAGACAGUGGCCAUUGGUAAGGUGACCAAGGUUUUAGAACCUGCCCAAAUCCAAGCUCUCCAACAAUAG